AUGAGUGUAAUCAGUAAAUUGGCAACAGAUGUAGCAAAUAAAUAUUUACAAACAAUAAAUCCAAAUACAAAAGCUAGGCUUUCUGGUAUUUAUGUAUUUGGUUUGAAUAGUCAAGAAUUAGAAAGAAAGCAUGAAAGGAAAUAUCAGCCCCAUUUUCUUAAACCAUUUAAUAAGCUUGCAACAAGUAAUCUUCAUUCAGAUGACAAUCCUAUAUUACAAGAAAUUCAUUUUAAAGCUCAAAAUAAAAAUAUUCAAGUUAAUUUUGAAGAUAGAGAUUUAGAAAAAGAAAAUAAAAAAAUUGAAGCAUUUACCAAAGUAAUUGAUCAGAAAUCAAUUGCACAAGAUUCUUAUCGAAGCUUGACUUCACUUUUACCUGAAUUACCACAUGAAAAUAUUAAAGAAGAAGUUUUAAAAUAUGUAGGAAAAUCUGGAUAUCAUCAAAUAACAGAUAUUUUACUUUAUAAAAUUCCAGGUUUAAUAGAUCAACAUGUUCUUGAUUCUAAUAAUUCAACUAUUAAUUUACGCAUAUCUAAAACAUGUGAUGAUUAUAUGGAUGAUACUUCAAAUCUUCAAAAAGCUGAUCGCCAUUUUACUGAAAAUUAUGAAAUAUUACAAAAAUUAGCUUUUCUUAAUAAUCAUAAACCUCCUCCAGGUCAUACUAAACCUUCACUUCUUCCAAUGAUUUCUUUAGACAAUUAUAUUCCAGAUGAACUUCAUAUAAUAACAAAAAUUAUUACUGAAAUGUGUCGAAUUUCAGUUCCAUUUUAUUUUUGGCAAGAUCAAGGAACACGAAAUUGGGCAAUUACAUCAUUAAUAGGAGAUGAUAAAGAAAUUGAAACUAAUUCAACUCAACUUUAUAAUCAAGCAAAACAAUGGUUAGAUUUAUUUCUUACACCAUCACAAGGUGAACCUAAUACUAUAACUUUUAAAAUGGGACUUUAUCAAAGGAUAUUCCAUACAUUCAUAUUUUAA
Molecule: messenger RNA, 972 nt
Organism: Diversispora eburnea
Lineage: Eukaryota; Fungi; Glomeromycota; Glomeromycetes; Diversisporales; Diversisporaceae
Source: the annotation of a GenBank genome assembly